CAUUCUCAUCUCCCUUCACUCUCCAUCUACACAAAAUAGAGAGAUUACUCUCAUUUUAUAACUAUUCCUAGUUUUAAUACAUAGAAAUCACACACCAUGCUAGAAGGAAAGGCUGUCAUAAGAGAAACCGAUAUGCUCAAAACCAUGCAGCUACACGCUCUUGAUUUAGCCGCAAAGUCCCUCGAUUUCUAUGACGUAACCGAGCCCACUGAUAUAGCUCGUUACAUCAAGAAGGAAUUUGAUGGGCGAUACGGAGGAGGAUGGCAAUGCAUAGUUGGCACGGAUUUUGGGUCAUUUGUGACGCAUUGUUUUGGCUCAUUUAUAUAUUUCUACGUGGGAAGCCUUGCCAUUUUGCUCUUUCGUGGUUUGAAUGAACCCGAAGCUAAUCAUUUCUACAUGUCGGAGCCUAUAGAAGCUUAAGAAAUCAUUUAUUUUCAUGUCUUGUAAUUCUCUUGUUUCUUGUAAUCUAUUCUCUCGCAAAAUUAGAAAUAAAAUAUAAGAAAACUUGGAAAUAUGUUAUCUUUGUAUUGAU
Impatiens glandulifera is the source of this 532-nucleotide messenger RNA. Its product is annotated as dynein light chain 1, cytoplasmic. Bases 97 to 420 code for a protein of 107 amino acids. Gene Ontology annotation, cellular component: dynein complex. The record is from RefSeq and is a predicted model, not a curated record. Gene Ontology annotation, molecular function: dynein intermediate chain binding; dynein light intermediate chain binding. Gene Ontology annotation, biological process: microtubule-based process. The transcript has 2 exons. NCBI's taxonomy places the organism in Eukaryota, Viridiplantae, Streptophyta, Magnoliopsida, Ericales, Balsaminaceae.